Messenger RNA from Orbicella faveolata, 2111 nucleotides. RefSeq names its product adenosine receptor A2b-like. Gene Ontology annotation, biological process: G protein-coupled receptor signaling pathway. The record is from RefSeq and is a predicted model, not a curated record. Gene Ontology annotation, molecular function: G protein-coupled receptor activity. Gene Ontology annotation, cellular component: membrane. Lineage: Eukaryota; Metazoa; Cnidaria; Anthozoa; Scleractinia; Merulinidae.
GAGAACAUUUAUUUUCUAACAAAUCAAAUUCAAGAAAACAGCUUCAUCGAACUAAACGAGGGACAGUAUAUUUCCACUGAAGAAAAUGAGCUUAAAAACUCUGCCAACCUCGUUCGAAAACAAAGAUUUAGAACUGGAGUACGUUCAUAACUCAUUCAUUGUUGUAUCGUUCUUAAAUAUUUUCCUCGCUAUCACUGCGACUCUUGGAAAUACUUUGAUUUUCCUCGCUCUUGGAAGGUACUCUGGUCUUCAUGCACCAUCGAGGCUAUUAAUCCGCUGUUUGUCGUCUACCGAUCUCUGUGUUGGUCUCAUUUCUCAGCCAUUAGCAGUUCUUCACGCCAUUGCUAUUGUGACCGAGCAUUUGGCGAUAUUUCGAUUCACUGUGGUAUUGAGUUAUGGCACAAGCGCAAUUUUAAGCGGAGUGUCUCUUUUCACUCUAACUUUUAUAAGCAUCGAUAGAUUGCUAGCUCUGUCGCUUGGAGUACGAUACAGACAAACAGUGACCAUUGGGCGAGUCCGCGCUUUUGUGAUUUUCAGUUGGGUGUUCAAUAUAGCAAAUGGGAUGCUGAGCUUUUUGCUGGCGAACAGACUUGUCUUCAAGAUCGCUUGUGUGGCGAGCAUUUCUCUUUGCGUGGUAAUAUCGACAAUAUGUUACAUCAAAAUCUACCAUAUUCUUCGUUUACAACAAAUGAGAGUUCAAGCCAUUUUCUCUCAAGCACAACCAAAUGAAAGCUCUCCGCUGCACUUCGAACGAUACAAGAAAACAGUUUCAAGCGCGCUGUGGGUUUACUUCACAAUGUUAGCGUGUUAUCUACCGUUUGGUAUAGUUUCAGGAGUGAAGGCCAUAACUGGAGACACUCUUCCAGUCGCCGAUGGUUUCGCAGCGACUUUAAUCUUCUUCAAUUCAUCGGUGAACCCUGUUCUGUAUUUUUGGCGAAUCAGGGAAGUGAGACAAGCUGUGAAAGAAACCAUAAGGGAAUACUAUGGUUUUCAAGUGGAGCGCAGAGUGACACAAGUAUAGAAUAGCUUAGUUAAUCUUAACAGCCUUAUAACUGAUGUCGCAAUAAAACGUCAACUUUCCAAGUUUGCCAUUAACGCCAAGUUACAAUGCUUACAGGCGUGUUCUUGCCUCCCGCUCCGCUCUUCUCCCCUACUUUUUCGUGCCCAAGUUUUUGCACUACGCCCUAACUUACUGACCGCCUGGAAGAGAUUACUUCCCUGUGAACAUGGACGAAGAAGUAGAAAUCUGUGGAAGAGUUUUUCAAUUAAUAUUGAUAGUGUUUUGUGGCUUGCAUGCCUGAUGGGUAUGGCGUGCAAAGGAUUUCAGAUCACGGACAAUGCUAGACUACGAGUAGUCCCUCUUUUGCUUAGUCCAUCGAGCUAGACCGUAAAUAAACCGAUUUAUUUAAGGUUUUGCUCGACGGACUAAGCGAAAGAGGGACUACUCGUAGUCUAGGACAAUGCGUAGAACCACAUUUUCUCUUGAGUAAUUAUACCUUGCGGAUGUGCUCAGACGUUUCACAAUUCGGCAACUCAGCUACGAUAACUGCUCCAUGACUGAAAGCUGAUGACCUUAAAGGUGCUGUGUCACCCAGCGUUAGGCAAUUUCAGUCAUUACCACUGAACUGGACAUAGAAUUAACUGGAAUAUAUCAAAAUAACGGCUUAAAUUAAAGUUUCAGAAGAACUCGAGAGAAACACCGAGAGAAAGCAAUAAAGGGGCAUGGAUGUGCAAAAUUAGUGUAGAUUACCGUGGAUUGAACAAGGAUAGACUUGAGAAACAUCGGCCCGCCAUUUUUUAAGUUUUUGUUCAUUUGCAUAGAAGAGUUCGUUAUACUGCUCGGAAAGCAUUCUUCCUUGAUUUAAAAUUUGAUCAUGAUUGGUUUGAGCUGACUUAGCUUCUGGAAGAAAGGAAAGUUUAGUUCUGAGAAGAGCUGAACUCUGUAUAUUAUAAUAACAAUAAUUACAUUUUUGUAGAGCGCAUUUCGGAACUCAAUGCGCCUAACAGUAAAUAACUAAGUAAAUAAAUAGCACAAAAAAACUAACUUAAAUAACUAAGCAAUUGCUUAAUAAAAACAGCAAACCAAUUAGGCAAGUAAAACCUUUCUUGAA